Messenger RNA from Eremothecium cymbalariae DBVPG#7215, 921 nucleotides. It is a transcript of the gene KIN28, whose product is annotated as TFIIH complex serine/threonine-protein kinase subunit KIN28. Gene Ontology annotation, biological process: positive regulation of transcription by RNA polymerase II; protein phosphorylation. Gene Ontology annotation, molecular function: ATP binding; cyclin-dependent protein serine/threonine kinase activity; RNA polymerase II CTD heptapeptide repeat kinase activity. The transcript is spliced from 2 exons. The record is from RefSeq and is a predicted model, not a curated record. Bases 1 to 921 code for a protein of 306 amino acids. Gene Ontology annotation, cellular component: cytoplasm; transcription factor TFIIH holo complex; nucleus. NCBI's taxonomy places the organism in Eukaryota, Fungi, Ascomycota, Saccharomycetes, Saccharomycetales, Saccharomycetaceae.
AUGACUUCUGAAAAAUAUACCAAAACCAAGAAGGUAGGUGAAGGUACUUAUGCCGUUGUAUAUCUGGGUAUAAAACAAUCCGAUGGACGGCAAAUUGCCGUAAAGGAAAUAAAAACGUCGCAAUUUAAAGACGGACUUGAUAUGUCUGCUAUUAGAGAGGUCAAAUAUUUGCAAGAGAUGAAACAUAUCAAUGUUAUUGAGUUGGUAGAUCUAUAUAUGGAUCAAGACAACUUAAAUUUGGUUCUUGAGUACCUACCCGCUGAUUUGGAAAUGAUAAUCAAAGAUAAAUCUAUUCUUUUUACUCAAGCUGAUAUAAAGUCUUGGAUGUUAAUGACGAUAAGAGGAGUACAUCAUUGUCAUAGAAAUUUUAUUCUACACCGGGAUUUGAAACCAAACAAUUUACUACUGGCACCGGAUGGUCAAUUAAAACUAGCUGAUUUUGGGUUAGCGCGAAGUAUGGCAGCGCCACAAGAAUUUCUAACCUCCAAUGUUGUUACUAGGUGGUAUAGAGCUCCUGAGUUACUCUUUGGUGCCAGACAUUAUACUUCUGCGAUAGAUAUUUGGUCGGUAGGUGUGAUAUUCGCGGAACUUAUGUUAAGAAUUCCGUAUUUACCGGGCAAAGACGACUUUGAUCAAAUAGAUAUUACAUUUAGAGCCUUAGGAACUCCAACAGACAGAGAAUGGCCUGAAAUAUCUUAUUUUAGUGGUUACAACAAGCUUCAAAUAUACCCCCCCCCCUCCCGUGAAGAAAUGAGAGGCCGAUUCAUUGCUGCUACUGAAAAUGCAUUGAAUCUAAUGGGUGGCAUGUUGACGAUGAACCCACAUAAGAGAUGGGAUUCUGUACAAUGUUUAACAAGUCCAUACUUUUUGGAACUUCCAGAACCAACUAUUCCCCAUGAGUUACCAAAGUUGCUAAACUAG